Leucoraja erinaceus (little skate) is the source of this 2204-nucleotide messenger RNA. RefSeq names its product mth938 domain-containing protein-like. Bases 169 to 537 code for a protein of 122 amino acids. The record is from RefSeq and is a predicted model, not a curated record. Gene Ontology annotation, cellular component: cytoplasm. The transcript is spliced from 4 exons. NCBI's taxonomy places the organism in Eukaryota, Metazoa, Chordata, Chondrichthyes, Rajiformes, Rajidae. Gene Ontology annotation, biological process: positive regulation of fat cell differentiation.
AGGCCCUCCGUUUCCAUGACGAUGGCAGCCUGGCCCAGGGCCACAGGCUUCACUCGGCUCAGCGGCGCUCCUCGGGUGAAAGGAGCCUACGUUAUAUCUCCGAAGGCGAAGCUGCUUCUGCGAGGGACGGAGUAGGUGCAGGGACGUCGCCGCCCUCGAGAAUGAAACAUGUCUUCGCCCUCUAUUGUGUCAUUAAGCUGGGGAGAAAUGAAAGUUGAGGGCAGUGACACUUUAUACAAGGAUUGUAAAGUCUGGCCAGGAGGGAAACGAACAUGGGACUGGCGAGAGACAGGAACUCAGCAUCGUCCUGGAGUUCAGCCAGCUGAUGUUAAUGAAAUUGUAAAUAAAGGUAUCCAAACACUUGUCAUUGGAAGGGGGAUGGAAAAGGCAUUACAAGUGCCUGAGGAGACAUUGGCUUUCAUCAGAAGUAAGGGCAUUCAUGCCUUAGUUCUGCAAACGGAAAAAGCUGUGGCACAGUAUAAUAAAUUGGUGAAAGAGGGGGUUGCUGUUGGAGGAAUCUUCCAUUCAACCUGCUAAAGUAUCCUGUUAUUACACUUCAUGUCUUGAUUUUACCAAAGGAGAAUAACUCACUUUGCUUGGUUGCCAAGGUUAAGCAUUCCGUUGUAAUUUUUUUAAUGCAAGAUGAAAAAUUGAUUACAUAUGUGGACUGAAAAACUAAAACAGAUACUGGUAUUUCUAUGACAACCUGAUAGUUUCAUUCCUAGGAAACCUUGUGUUUAAAAAAAAAGAAUAUUGUCAUUAGGGAAAAGGUUAGGGCCUGAAGAGUGCCAGACUUGUAAUAACAAAGUUAAUUUAAAAAAAAAGUCUUAUUAAUAGCUACAAAUGUAUUAUUUGUUACUAAAAAUAUAAAAAGGCUGAAUGUAGCGUUGUCUAAUUGCACAAUAGAAAUGAUUGUCAAUUUCCCAGUGACCACCUACGGUGAAUUCUUUUUUUAAAAGACAAUGGUGGCUUAUUUCUGCCAGGAGGGAGAGGUUACAUGAAAAGUUUUUUUCCCCCAAGACUUUUUUUCAGGUCAGCUUUUGAUUCGGCUUGUUAUUUUCCAAAGUAAUUUUGAAGUAGUUCUCUAAUUCCCGUUAGAAAUUGUCUUAUAACCAAAUUGGUCAGCAUAAUACAAACAAUUUCCCCUGAUAUUCAAUUUGCAUUAUUAAAACAUAUGCUGGACCAUAACUAGCUAUACUAAAAGAUGGUUGGACAUUUCAUGCAGUCAGUAUUUCAUAACUUCCACUUCAAAGAUUAUUUAAACUGUAAUAAAGCAUUAUGUAAUUUCUAUUUUCGAUUUGAAUGGCUAAUAAACAUUCCAUGUUGUUUGCUGCUUAAACAUGCGUUAAAUACUGUUCUAUCACAUCUAGUCACUUCGCAUGUGUUGGAUUAUAAUCAGUACUAGAAAUUUGGGACUUCUUCAAUAUAUCUCAACGUACAGAGAUGUAGAUUUAGUUUUAAAAUGGACAAUUCCGCAAAUAGACUCUUCAUUACUAACAUAACCAAAUGACCUACAUUUCUUUCCUGCAUCCCACUGCUAAUUUGAAAGUCAAUGGAUCAACUAUUUGCUAACUGCCUUCAUUGGUAAACACCAGCUGUGGCCUGGGUAGUGAGUUUGACAAAAUAAUUUACAAGAAUUCUGAAGUAUCGAGGCUGGAAUAAGGACUCGGAUAGUAAUUAUCAACUGAUAAAUUUGACAAAAAUCUUGCAUGAAACAUUACCUAAAUGAAGUCAAAUAUGAUCUUCACAAUAAUCUCAUCAUAUAGCUAUAUAUAUAUAUACACAUACCAUCCCACAACCAAAUUAUAAGUAAUAACACUCAAAGUAUGAUAGUCUAAAUCAUUCACAAAUAGGGAUGUUACAAAAUCCUUUGCAUUACAAUUAUGCCCAUUUAAGUUAUUUUACAUUUCUUCAACUAUACUCCAGUCAUAAAUGGUUCAACAGCUAACAAGAGGAAAAUACUUCAAUAAUAUCCUCAUCUUCAACAUUGCCCAAGUCUUGGAAAUUAGUAUCAAAAUGAAAACAUUUGCAAACCAACUUUAAGAAAUUGACCCCUGCUGUCUAUAUGAGACAUGUACCUCCUUUCGAAGCUGAAUACGAAAAACUGUGAAUACUGUUAAUCUUAAAUAUAAGCACAAAAUGCCCAGUUUAACAUGUUUGAUAUCUAACUCUUCCUAUGAAAGAUAAUAAACCUGAAACUUUGA